GCAAAAAUGCCGAUUUGCAAACAUUCUUUUUUGUUGUUUGGUUGUAUUAUUAUCUGAACGUCAUUCUCUGAUUGACGAUCAAAACUACUGUGUGUCUGCACUCCGUACUCUUUGCAUACUUAUUUUGAAUGCACAUAAUUCGAUGUACCGCUAACAUAUUCAGUCAAAUUUGUCUAAAAAAAAAUAAUAAUUUGACCACACGAUAAAUUUGUAGUUUUUUAUUUGUGUAUUAACAAAUAAAUCAACUUCAACCGGUUUGAUUUGGUUUGGAAUUAACGAAGAACAAAACAAAAAAAAAACAAGUGUACAUUGAAUAGUUUCAUCUCCGGCAAAUUUCAAGUGGUAUUCGCGCAGAAUGGGUGGAAAAAAGAAUCAAAAAGAAGAUGCCAACGUCAGUUCAGCCGAAUCGGUGCAUUCAUCUGAUGGUGCCGAAGUGGAAGCAGAAGAAGAAGAAGACUAUGUUGUCGAGAAAGUGCUUGAUAAACGCACUAAAGCGGGCAAAGUCCAAUAUUAUAUCAAAUGGGAAGGCUAUAGCGAGGCGGAAAGCACAUGGGAACCGGUCGCAAAUCUUAAUUGUCACGAAUUGAUUGCUGAAUAUGAGAGGAAGUUAAAAAAAGAUGAAGAUAAGAAACAAAAGGAGCGUCGAUCAACCAAAGAAAAUGUUAAAGAGAAGUCCAAAGAACGUGAAAAAGACCAUGGCAAAAGUGACAAGGAGCGUAAGAAACGCGAUUCGUCAACAGUAUCGGAGGAUAUUGAAGUAACGGACAAAGAAAAGGAAAAGCGAAAGUCAUCGUCACGCAAACGUGUUAUUUUAUCCUCCGAUGAAUCAGAUGCCGAAAAAGACGAUCACAAACAAAAAAAUGACAAUGAAAAGGGAAAGAAGAAGGACCCACAAAAGAAUGACAAUGAAAAGGCAAAGAAAAAGGACGCGCAAAGUGAAAGCGAUCAAAUAGAAAGCGAACGCGAGGAAGAACGUGAAAAGAAACGGGAGGAAGAACGUGAAAAGAAGCGCGAAGAAGAACGUGAAAAGAAACGUGAGGAAGAACGUGAAAAAAAGCGCGAAGAGGAACGUGAAAAAAAGCGUCAGAAAGAGGAGCGUGAAAAGGAACGUCAGAAAGAGGAAAAAGAAAAAGAAUUGUCCCGAAAACGUGAAAAAGAAAGAAAAGACAAGGAAAAUCGUGAAAACUUAUCGAAAUCAAAGCAGAAUGGUAUUUCUGACGACGAUGAUGACGAUGACUCUUCAAUGGAAAUCACGGAAAUCAAAGGAUCUGAAACAAAACCCAAACUGAAAAGAAAUUCAGCAGAAAAAAAUGGUAACUCCGGUGGCUCGCCACCAAAACAAACCAAACUAACUAAUGGUAUUUCACAAACGCCUGAUCCAGUUCGACGCGAAAAAACCCGCAAAAGUCUCGAAGUUAGCGUCAAAAAACGUGGCAAAAAUGACGAAAAGAAACGUGAAAAAUCGGUGAAAAAAAGCGAUGGUGAAAGUGAUGAUAUGGACGACGAAAGGGAUGACGAUAUUGGAACCGUAGAGCUUGGCUUCGAAUUUGGUCAUAAAGCUGAAUCGAUCUUAGGCGCUUCGGACGGACGUGGUGAUUUGGAAUUUCUAAUAAAAUGGCAAGGUUUUGAUAAGGCAACACUCGUUCCAGCAAAAGUUGCCAAUUCUAAAUGCCCAGACGUUGUCAUCGCAUUCUAUGAAUCGCGUCUAACUUGGAAUUCUGAUCAUGAAUAGAUGCAUCCUCAUACAACCUCUCAAACCAAUUUUUUUCAUGCUAAUUAUUUUCAUUUAUUAUGCCUAUUGUAUGGGCGACAUCAAUAUGAUUUUUUUCUGUUUCACAAAUAAUUUUACAUUUAACAAAAACAUAUAUAUAUUCGAUCAAGACUAUUAAUAUCGAAAAUCUAAAUAUCUAACUACAGAACAAACCGGAACAAUUACAAAUAGAAAACUAGAGACUUGUGCUAUUCUUGUGUACGUUUCCUUAUCAUUUAAAAUUGAACCACAGAAAAAAAACAAACGACUAUUAACAAAAAAAAAGUUGAACAAUAAAAUUAAGUUUGAGUUGUAUUUUAGUAUAACUUAAGAAAAAAAUGAAGUGAUAUUUCUAAAUUAAAAUGGUCAUUGUACCGAAAGAGAAACAAUAUAUGGA
This is a messenger RNA of Contarinia nasturtii (swede midge), 2147 nucleotides long. RefSeq names its product RNA-binding protein 25-like. NCBI's taxonomy places the organism in Eukaryota, Metazoa, Arthropoda, Insecta, Diptera, Cecidomyiidae. Gene Ontology annotation, biological process: negative regulation of transcription by RNA polymerase II; chromatin organization. The transcript has 5 exons. Gene Ontology annotation, cellular component: nucleus; pericentric heterochromatin. Gene Ontology annotation, molecular function: chromatin binding. Bases 356 to 1732 code for a protein of 458 amino acids. The record is from RefSeq and is a predicted model, not a curated record.